Molecule: messenger RNA, 1596 nt
Organism: Agrilus planipennis (emerald ash borer)
Lineage: Eukaryota; Metazoa; Arthropoda; Insecta; Coleoptera; Buprestidae
Gene: prtp
Product: thioredoxin domain-containing protein 5 homolog
Exons: 7
Coding region: 130-1299 (389 amino acids)
Biological process (GO): protein folding
Cellular component (GO): endoplasmic reticulum
Molecular function (GO): protein disulfide isomerase activity
Source: RefSeq, a predicted model, not a curated record
CGUAAUUGGCGGUACUGGAGAAUAAAUAGCAAAUUUGCUAAGUAACUGUUUAAUUUUCUGCCAGUUAUUUGUAAUUUUUUAAUUAAAACAACAUUCAAAAGCAUAAGUAAAAAGUAGAAUUGUUCUAAAAUGAAUCAAGAAAUGUGCAUUUUCAUUCUGGUUUUACUUGUAUGUUUACAAAUUGUAAAUUGUCACGACGAAGAUGCACACACAAUACAGUACAAUUCGGAUAUUUUUUCAAGCGAAGUACCCAAGAAUAAUCAUUUUAUAAUGUUUUAUGCCCCAUGGUGCGGCCAUUGUCAAAGGUUAGGACCGACAUGGGAACAAUUAGCCGAAAUGUUGAAUGAAGAUGAUAGCAACAUAAGGAUAGCAAAAGUAGAUUGUACAACUGAUAGUAAAAUAUGUUCUGAGCAAGAUAUCACUGGGUACCCUACACUUAAGUUCUUCAAGCGAGGAUCCUUGGAAAGUGUCAAGUUCAGAGGUACAAGAGACUUACCAUCUCUUACAACAUUUAUAAAUGAACAACUACGUUCUAUAGAUGAAACGAAAAAUGUACCUGUUGAAGUCCCUAGUACUUCAGAUGGUUUGGUGGAGUUAACAGCAGAAAACUUUGAGAAGCAUGUUAGUCAGGGAAAGCACUUUGUUAAAUUUUAUGCUCCAUGGUGUGGCUUUUGUCAGAGAUUGGCCCCUACAUGGGAGCAACUGGCCAGUAAGUGGAAAUUUGAUGGAGGUGUCACUGUAGCUAAGGUAGACUGCAGUCAAUACAGGACAUUCUGUGAUCAAUAUGAAAUUAAAGGAUAUCCAACUCUUCUUUGGAUUGAAAAUGGUGAAAAGAUUGAUAGAUACCAGGGUCAAAGGACUUUGGAAAGUCUUGAGGAAUAUAUAAACAAAAUGUUGGGUACAACUACAGAAAAAAUUCCAGAAUUCAAGAAUGAAAGUAAUGAGGAGGUGGAGAGCCCUGUCAUUAUUUUAAAUAAGGAUAAUUUUAAAAAGGAUAUAGAAAAAGGAAUUACUUUGGUUAAAUUUUUUGCUCCUUGGUGUGGUCACUGCAAGAGACUGGCACCCACCUGGGAAGAAUUAGCUAAAAGAUUUUCAGAUAGCAAACAAGCUAGGAUUGCUAAAGUUGAUUGCACAGUAGAUGCCAAUAAGCCCUUGUGCAGUGAGGAGGAGGUGGAUGGAUUUCCAACGAUAUUUAUGUAUAAGAACGGGGCUAAAGUAACCGAAUAUGACGGAGACAGAAGUCUGGAUGAUCUCCAGGAGUUUGUGAACAAACACCUGGACAAACACGACGAGUUGUAGGACAAUUAACCGAGAAAAUUAAAUAUUAGUUAAUGAAGGUACUUCUUUGCAAUUUUUUAAUUUGCAUUCCUUUGUGACAUCGAGGCUGAAAAGUGUGAGAUUGUUUAUCGGAGAGUUUUGUAUUUUCUUUGAUUUGGUAUAUUGCUUUUCAUUUUUUUUUGUGUCAUUAAAUGUGCUAUGAAUUUACUUAAUAAGAAACUUAUUCAAAAACUAGUUACGUGUUCAAAAAGCACUUAAAAUUAUUUGUGAUUGUUUUUACAUGUUUUGUUUAAUAAAUAAAACUCCAAUUUUAUUUUA